AUGCCAACGGUGCAUCAAGUAGUGGAGGAGCCUCUCGCGCCCGAUCUCGAUCCCCAGGCGACCCAUCCUAUCAUCUCGACGGACACUACCGCGGCAGCAGUUCUCAUCGGUCGCCACCCCACAUGCCCUCGUCCUACUACUCUUCAAGAGAGCAUCACCCUUAUUACCGAAACGAGAGAGACUAUUAUUCCAGAGGAGGCAGCAAUGAGCCCUACCACCCCUAUCGCCCUUCGCCACCGCCACCAAGGUCUAGACACGGAAGCUCAAACUCACCCGGACAUAUGGGUCAUGGUGUUCCACCCAGUCGACACCCUUCUUUGCACUAUGGUUCUUCGUCCAUCGGGUCGGCCGUCAUCGGCCUCUAGAGUUGCAUCCCCAUCUCUGGACUCUUCAAGGAAGGACGGACCUGCGGCGCAGUCAUCGGAUCGGCCCGCCGUGGCUCCCAGGACCUUUUCACCAGGUCCAGAACCAGGACAGAUCCCAGAGUAUGAAAUCGACCACCGUGAGCGGGAUCGGGACCGUGACAGGGAGAGGGAGAGAGAACGGGAGCGGGAGCGGGAAAGAGAUCGAGACAGGGAACGUGACAGAGACCGAGAACGGGAACGUGAACAACGCGAACGGGACAGGGAACGCGAACGCGAGCGUGAGCGUGAACGUGAGCGAGAGAGAGAAAUCCGAGAGCGCGAAAGGGAGCGAGACAGAGACCGUGAGAGAGAGAGGGAACGGGAACGCGAGUCAUCUGGCAUGAGUAGAAGCGGAAGUGGCGUCCCUGGAGGACCAUACCAGAGCCGACACUCUGCUGGACCGCCCAUUCCCAUGGCUCCAGCAUCGUCCCUUCCAGUACCUCAUCCCUCCGCCAACCUGCCCAGUGGACCUGCGAACCACAGCUAUAGCUCGGGUCCCUACAAGUCAGCGUCGAGCACUCCCCAUCAGGCCCCAUCUUCAUCGUACAGCAACAAUAACAAUAACAACAGCAACAACAACAACAAUAACAACAACAACAGCAACAACAGCAACAACAACAACAGCAGUAAUAACAGCAAUAACAACCAAAACAACAACCAGAACGGUCCUGUCAACUCUGGUCCCGGCCCCACUGGACUCCCAACACAACCAACUGCACAUCAGCUCCUUCAACAGCAACAGCAGCAGAUCAUGAGUGCAGUGGUCGAUGUUACCAAGCUUUCAUGGGCGCCAGAAAUCGAGCUGGAGGUGCAGAGGUAUCGGGAAGAGGCUAAAAAGCUGCGACAGGACGAGGAUCGUCUGAUGGAGGCUCGUCGCAAGAGCCGUUUUGAGUUAGAGAGAGCCAGCUGGGAUGUUGAGCGCCAAGACCAUCUUGUGGGUCUUGUACUAGGACAGCUGGAGGAAUUGGAUAGAGAGGUGGAGAUGACGGAUCAUUUGGGCGGAGAUCAUACAGAGUCGUCGUCGUUGUUGACACUUUCGACCACAAAGUUUGCUGGACAUCACCAUCACCAUGAACGACAUGAGCGACAGGAGCGUCAUGAGCGUCAUCACCGGAGCAAUGGCAGCAAAUCGAGCAGUAGUCGGUCCAACACUACUCGGGAAGUCAGUCAUCAUCCUCGGAGCAGUCUUUCUGGAGGAGAUCUGUCGACGACAACAACUGUCACUUCGUCUACGAUGGUUUCUUCAGUUGUGACACGAUCGCCUUCGAGAGCGUCGGGUUCACCUUUGAAUGCUCAGGAGAUGAAUGUUGUCAGGACUUCAACAACGACUACAACUUCUAGCACUCCUCAAUAA
This is a messenger RNA of Linnemannia hyalina, 1758 nucleotides long. The record is from the annotation of a GenBank genome assembly. NCBI's taxonomy places the organism in Eukaryota, Fungi, Mortierellomycota, Mortierellomycetes, Mortierellales, Mortierellaceae.